This is a messenger RNA of Cryptomeria japonica (Japanese cedar), 3057 nucleotides long. RefSeq lists its product as uncharacterized. The transcript is spliced from 10 exons. NCBI's taxonomy places the organism in Eukaryota, Viridiplantae, Streptophyta, Pinopsida, Cupressales, Cupressaceae. Bases 285 to 2477 code for a protein of 730 amino acids. Gene Ontology annotation, molecular function: mRNA binding. Gene Ontology annotation, cellular component: nucleus. The record is from RefSeq and is a predicted model, not a curated record.
ACAACCAUAAAAACCUCGCAACAAAUCAUACACCGCCUCUUAACUACUAUAAGUUGUCUGUUCUAGUUCAAACCCUAAUACCUCUUUCUCGCUCUCCCCCAUUUCCGUUGUCGUUGUGGAAAACAAGCGAAGCUUGUAGGUUUGUGGCUUUAGUAACUUGGAAGGGCCACUCUUUGGGUAGAACAGACAAAUAAAACAGCGGAAACCCUAGAAACCCUACCGAAACAACCAAAACCCUAAGGGGAUUCGAAAGGAGUCGUUAGAGGAAGAAGAAAAGAGCAGCCAUGCCGCCUCGUGCAGCAAAGAAGAAUACAGCUUCACCGGCUACAAAGAAGGCCGCGGCGAAGCCAAAGCAGGCGGUCAAGGCUGAGGAAUCUGCUCUUGCCGUUAAAACAGAGGUUAAGGAAGAAGCAAAGGUGACAGCCGUGGAAGAGCUUAAGGAGGACGUGACGAUGGCCGUGGAGUCUGCUGCGGAGCCCGCAAAAGAUGACAAAGAAAAACCUGAUGGUGGCCAGGAUGGAAAUGAAAAUGAACUUGAAGAGGAUACCAAAGAGUCUCUCAAAGAAGAGACCACAAACAUGGAUACUAAUGUGGAUGACCAAGAAGAAAUUGGAGAGGAAGAAGAGGGCAAUGAAGAUGACAAAACUCAAGAUGAGGAGGGAGAUGCUGAGGCAGGUGAAGAUGAUGUUGCUGGAGAGGAAGAUGGACAAGAUGGAGGAGAGGAAGAUGAAGGUGAAGAUGUUGAAGAAGAACAGGAAGGUGGUGAAGGAGAUGACGAUGCUCGCCAGGUUAAUGACAUUCCUGCGCCUUUAAAAGAUCGACAGAAACAAAAGGAAUUUGAAAUUUUUGUAGGUGGGCUUAAUAAGGAUGCAGAUGAAGAAGAUUUGAAGAAAGUAUUUGGUGAAGUUGGUGAAAUUGUAGAGAUACGGAUGUCAAGGAACCCUACAACUCAGAAGAACAAAGGUUUUGCAUUUAUUCAGUAUGCAACUGUUGAGCAAGCAAAAAAAGCCUUAACUGAACUGAAGAACCCUGAGGUGAGAGAGAAGCGAUGCGGAGUCUCUCCAAGUCAAGAUAAUGACACACUGUAUGUAGGAAAUAUUUGCAAGACAUGGACAAAGGAAGCUGUUGUAGAAAAGUUGAAGGACUAUGAAAUUGAGAAUUUUGAAGAAAUUGCUUUAAUGGAUGAUACCAAAAGUGAAGGACAAAAUCGUGGGUUUGCAUUCUUACAGUUUACAACACAUCAAGAUGCUAUGAAUGCAUUUAGGCGUCUGCAGAAACGAGAUGCUGUAUUUGGUUGUGACAGGAGUGCAAAGGUAGCAUUUGCAGAGACUUCCAUUAGGGCCGAUGAGGAGGCUAUGUCACAGGUGAAGACAGUAUUUUUAGAUGGGUUGCCGGAAUCUUGGGAUGAAGAGCGUGUAAAAGAGGAACUCAAAAAAUAUGGUGAAAUUGAGAAAGUUCAAUUGUCACGUAACAUGUCCAAAUCAAAAAGAAAAGAUUAUGGAUUUGUUCAUUUCCCUUCUCGUGAGGAAGCUUUGGCAUGCGUUGAAGGUGUAAAUAACAGUGAGCUUGGUGAAGGGGAUGCUAAGAUUAAAGCCAAUAUUGCAAAGCCUCCUCAUAAGAGUAGAGGAAAGCAAGGGUUCCGUGGAGGGUUCCCUAUUGGAGAUGAUUCUGCUGAUAAUAAACCACGAAAAGGUCGUAUGUCUAGGCGCUUCAGGUCUAAAGGGCCACGGGGUCAGGCUGGGCGGGGCACAGCUGGUCCUAGGGGUAAAAUUCCUGGUCGUGGAAAGGAAGUCAGAGAUGUCAAGAAAGAGAAGGCGGCAGAGACUCCUAAAGAUAAAUCAAAGGGCAACUCAAAGAAGGAUAAUGAGAAAAAGAGGAAGAGGGACAAUGAAAAAAGGGGGAGAGGUGAACAGGCUUCAGGAUCCAGACGGGACAACAACAAAUCUCGUAGAUUCAAUCAACCAGGGAGAGCGCCUCCUCGGGCUUUGUCAAGGAGUGUUCCUUAUCCUAGGGACAGCUACACUCGACAUCUGGAGCUAGUAAACAGCUACAUUGAUGAAGCCAAUCGUCCUUAUGGGGCAAUAUCUGGAUCAAAACGCUCAUAUUCUUCUCUGGAUGAUGUUCCCAGAUAUGCAGAGCCAGGCUUGAGGAAUUCAAGAGCUCGAUUGGAUUAUGAUGUUGGCGGUGCUUCUCUUUAUGCUGGAACAGCAUAUGGGCAGUCAGUGAGGCUUGGUCGAGCUCCUGAAGCAGGUUACAGUGGUCAUUCAAGGAGUUCAUAUGGCUAUGACAGAGAUGUUGGAUAUGCACGAAGUUCACUUUCAGGUGCUGCAGUGGGUGGGGUAUACCCUUCUGGCUAUGCUGCAAGCACCAUACCAGAGAGAACAGAUAUUGCAGGUAGUUCUUAUCCAUCUUUAUACCCAAGCCGAACAUCAGGUGCUGGAUAUUUGCCAGGCCGUGGCUCCGGAGCAUAUUAUUAAAGUGUAAGGCUAGCAAAUUCCUUCCUGUGUUGUUGGAGCAGAAGAGAUUUUGUUCCUAUGAUCAUGAAUGAGUUUAUAAAUUUGGUUGUGCAAUAUAUUUGCAUAAUUUGGCGCAUUUAGGAAUUUGUCUAGUUGUCUUAUGCAUGUUUGUGGUAUACAGAUUCUGGGUUCAUAUACCACGAGGCAGUAGUCCGGGCCUAGUUUGGAGUAUAUCUGAGCUUUUAGAUAUUUUGGCUGAGGGUUUUUCUAGUGAAGGAUAGAUUAUGCCUUAUCGUAUUUUAACAUUUACUCAUCCAUUUCUUAAAUGGUUGAUAAUUUCCAUAUAAACUGGUAUGUCUUGCCUUAUACCAGUUUGAGAUUGAAUGAAGGCAGGAUGAUGAUCUCGAUUGCAUCAUUUGGAAAUUUAUGAAGGAUAAUUUUGGUCAAAGUUAGAUCAUCUAGCUAAGACUUACCCGAUGAUGCUAUCUGGGUUUUUGGUUUUAUAUUUGAAACUUAUUUCAAAGAAUUUGUUGGAUUUGGAUUGAAGUCUUCCAAGGCUUCUCUAGAUUGAAUGGAAACCAAUUUGAACUCUUGAAUGUUA